AUGGCGGCGCUGGCGGAGGCAGGGUCGACCACCAAUGCCCGAGGCAUCCCAAGUUUUCCGUUCAUGAACAAUAUCAGUGACUAUGUCAAGAGCAUUGAAGAUGUUGAGGCCACACUGCAGCGUUUCCAGGAGAUGGUCUCCAAAUAUACAUUCAUGCAACAGAACGUCGAUCGAAGAGCAGCAGGCUUGAGGGAAAAGUUGCCAGAAAUGAAGGACACACUUGACACUGUGCGAUUUCUCAAGAAAAAGCGAGCAGCAGCAUUAGAGGCACAGAAUGGAUCUGCUGAGGACCUGGACGACGAGUUGGAGGAGAAGCAGCACAAUCCACUGGAAAUGGAAGCCACUUUCAGCUUGCAGGAUACGUUGUAUGCGAAAGCCACGAUCAGACCAGCAGAGGUGGAUGAGGUGUAUCUGUGGCUUGGUGCAAAUGUGAUGGUCGCAUAUCCACUUGAUGAAGCAGAAGUGAUGCUGCAGGAGAAGAUGGCCAAAGCAAAGGAUAGUUUGAAGGCAGCCGAGGAAGAUCUGGAGUUUCUGAGGAUACAGAUCACCACGUUGGAAGUUGCGACUGCCCGUGUCCAUAAUUGGGACGUUGGAGAAAAGCGAAGACUGCGAGCAGCGGGCAAGUUGAAAGAUCAUGAGUCUUGA
Cyphellophora attinorum is the source of this 645-nucleotide messenger RNA. Its product is annotated as putative prefoldin subunit 3. The coding region runs from base 1 to 645 and encodes 214 amino acids. Gene Ontology annotation, cellular component: cytoplasm; prefoldin complex. Gene Ontology annotation, biological process: tubulin complex assembly; microtubule-based process; protein folding. The transcript has a single exon. Gene Ontology annotation, molecular function: tubulin binding. The record is from RefSeq and is a predicted model, not a curated record. NCBI's taxonomy places the organism in Eukaryota, Fungi, Ascomycota, Eurotiomycetes, Chaetothyriales, Cyphellophoraceae.